AGAUCAGCCUCGGCGCCCGCCCCCGCCUGUUAAAUGGGCUGGCGGGGCGCAGCCCCCGGAAACGGCCGUGCACUGCCGGGCUUCGAGCGUGGCCAGCGGGCGGGCAACGGUGGAGGCGGCGGCGGCGGCUGCGCGGCGCAGACAGCACCAUGGCAGAGCAGGUGGCACUGAGCAGGACCCAGGUGUGCGGGAUCCUGCGGGAAGAGCUGUACCAGGGCGAUGCCUUCCACCAGGCCGACACCCACAUCUUCAUCAUUAUGGGCGCGUCGGGUGACCUGGCCAAGAAGAAGAUCUACCCCACCAUCUGGUGGCUCUUCCGGGACGGCCUGCUGCCUGAGAACACGUUCGUGGUGGGCUAUGCUCGAUCUCGCCUCACGGUGGCUGACAUCCGAGAGCAGAGCGAGCCUUUCUUCAAAGCCACCCCAGAGGAGAGGCCCAAGCUGGAAGAGUUCUUCGCUCGCAACUCCUAUGUCUCUGGCCAAUACGAUGAGCCGGCCUCCUACAGGCGCCUCAGCAGCCACAUGGACUCACUGCCCCAGGGCCCGCAGGCCAACCGCCUCUUCUACCUGGCCUUGCCUCCUACCGUCUAUGAGGCCGUCACCAAGCACAUCCACGAGGCCUGCAUGAGCCCUACGGGCUGGAACCGCAUCAUCGUAGAGAAGCCCUUUGGAAGAGACCUACAGAGCUCGGACCAGCUGUCCAACCACAUCUCCUCCCUGUUCCGCGAGGACCAGAUCUACCGCAUCGACCACUACCUGGGCAAGGAGAUGGUGCAAAACCUCAUGGUGCUCCGGUUUGCCAACAGGAUCUUUGGCCCCAUCUGGAACCGGGACAACAUUGCCUGUGUGAUCCUCACCUUCAAGGAGCCCUUUGGCACUGAGGGCCGUGGGGGCUACUUUGAUGAGUUCGGGAUCAUCCGGGACGUCAUGCAGAACCACCUGCUGCAGAUGCUGUGUCUGGUGGCCAUGGAGAAACCUGCCUCCACGGACUCCGAUGAUGUCCGAGAUGAGAAGGUCAAGGUGCUCAAGUGCAUCUCUGAGGCACAGGCCAACAACAUGGUCCUGGGCCAGUAUGUGGGCAACCCCAGUGGAGAGGGUGAGGCCACCAGAGGGUACCUGGAUGACCCCACGGUGCCACGCGGGUCUAAUACCGCCACCUUUGCAGCUGUCGUCCUCUACGUGGAGAAUGAACGUUGGGAUGGGGUCCCCUUCGUCCUGCGCUGUGGCAAAGCCCUGAAUGAGCGCAAGGCUGAGGUGCGGUUGCAGUUCCGAGAUGUGGCUGGUGACAUUUUCCACCAGCAGUGCAAGCGCAACGAGCUGGUGAUCCGUGUGCAACCCAACGAGGCUGUGUAUACCAAGAUGAUGACCAAGAAGCCAGGCAUGUUCUUCAACCCAGAGGAGUCUGAGCUGGACCUCACCUACGGCAACAGAUACAAGGACGUGAAACUCCCGGACGCCUACGAGCGCCUCAUCCUGGAUGUCUUCUGUGGGAGCCAGAUGCACUUCGUGCGCAGUGAUGAACUCCGGGAGGCUUGGCGUAUUUUCACCCCGCUGCUGCACCAGAUUGAGCGGGAGAGACUGCAGCCCAUCCCCUAUGUCUACGGCAGCCGAGGUCCCCCUGAGGCAGACGAGCUGAUGAAGCGAGUGGGUUUCCAGUACGAGGGCACCUACAAGUGGGUGAACCCCCACAAGCUCUGAGCCCGGGUGCCUGCACUCCUCCUCAGCCUCCCAGUGUCGAGAGGACUCUGGGACCACAGGCUUGGCCACCCCCUCCCACCCUUCACCCGCCACCACUGCGCCAGCCACAGCCACAUUCCUCCCACUCCACCACCACCCCCUCCUGUUCCACCCCAGGAGGAAGGAGGAGGGGGCAUGGCCCAGCCAGUUAGGGACAGGGGAGGAGCUUCAGGAAGCUCCUCAGAGCGGAGCCCCCAACUUUCCCAGUCCCCAGCUGAGAGGACCUUGGCCAGGCUACCAACUGCACUCCAAGACGCCACCUCCCUGCCCACCAUUAAACCUCAAACAGCCCCACGUCCCUCCGUUGUUUCUUCCCUGCCACUAUCACUUGUUCCCUGUGUCACCCACCACCCUCCCAUGGCACAGGGUUACCACCUGAGUGUUCCGUGACCCUGUCAGUGUGUUCCACCCCACAGGUGUCCAUCACUGAGACCAGCUUCAAAGACAGGGACAGGUCAUAGUUGAGUUAGCUGCCACCCCUUCAACUGCCUGUGCUGGCCUUUGCACAGCCACAACCCUGCCCUUCAUAGUCCCUUGAGGAGACACUGCCAGUCUACAGAGGAGAAAGAGGUGACAGAUUCUGAGGAAAGGGAGUCAGAAGUGACAUUCUGCGUCUGGGUAGCCCUGUCUCUCCCUGGUCCUUCCUAGGCAGCCUUGACAACACCCCAGCGUGGUACUCAAGGCAAUGUGUGCAUGAGGGGGCCAGAGUCAGGGUAGGGAGGGCCACCUGCAUGUGUCUCCAUCGGGAAGCACUUGCUGUCUGCACACACCACUUCCACCCAGUCACAUUUCAAGGCUCCUGUGAGUGCUCUCAAGGAUCACUACGACUCCUCCCGGCCCUGUCUAGAGCCAACAACCCUGACGUGGUCCCUGAGCUUGUGGCCUAGGCCUGGGGCACAAGGCUCACAGGACGAGGGUCUGAGGGUGGGCCGUCUAGGAGCAAGCAAACUAAACAGUCAUGAGGUCAGCCUGCUCCUGGCACAGGAUCUGGCAGCAGGCAGCAAGUUGGCACCAGCUCGGAGCUGGCCACGUCAUCAUGUGCAUGGUUGAAGUGAGGUCUUGGGGCUCUACUGGUGCCCCUGGCUCACCUCAGUAGCUGGGACUACAUGUACGCAUGACUGCAGCCCACUGUCCAAGGUUUCCUUUUUUUUUUUUUUUUUUUUUUUUUUUUUUUUUUUCCUUUGAGACAGGGUCUUGCUAAAUUUUCAAGGCUGGGCUUGAACCUGCCAUCUUCCUGCCUCAGCUUUGUGAGUGCUGGAAUCACAGGCGUGCGCUACCACGCCCGGCUAGGGCUUUUUGAUGCAUCCAGGCCUCUCCUUAACCUGCCACAGAACCCGGCUGCCCUCACCCCAGGCUGGAAUGACAACAUGGAGCUGGGGAUGCCAAGGAGUUGGAGGCUUGUGCCCAGGUCCCUACCAAAGAAAGCCAUCGAGAAUGAAUGAGCUCCUGGAGGCUGAGGCAGGAGGAGGGUGACAGGAGGCCAGCCUGGGGCAAACUAGGGGGACCCUAGAGUAAAAUGAAGGGAAGCACAGCAAGAGUUUUCAAAAUGAGAGACCAUACUUUUGGGUGGGCAUGGUCCUUCCUGUUACACAAGCUAGGAAGCUGUUGGGUGCUGCCCUGCUCCACAAUGCAGCUGUGAAGGACAAGGACACGGCACCCUACAAGAUGAUGGAAGGAGACAGCUGUCCCGGGGGUGCCCCACACUACCCGGGUGCCUUGCUCAGGAGAAGCCAUCUUGUAUUGGUGUUCUGUCCUCAGAAGGAACCCUGAACUCUGGGGGAAAGAGGAAGAUGGGAGCACAAGAGGGCCAGCCCCGCCCUGGGAGGGGGUACUCUACUUUUCAGACAGCCCUAGGAGAGCAGCAGCAAGAGGGGGAGUCCAGGAGCAUGGGGGACAGCUCGCACUCCCCUGGGUGCCUCUGGUGACUGCGAGGAGGGUCUUGUUGAGUUGGUGCAACUCUGUAGCUUAAGACAAGAACACUGAAUUUCGACUUGGGCUCUGCCAGAGAGGCACAGGCAUGUGGUAACCAGGUGUCAUCUCACCUCUGGAUGAGUGGAUUUGACCCACGCUGGGGACACAGCAAGUAGGGCAAGGGGCUGUGAAAGGAGGGCGCCCUCCCAAAGCAUCCACUGUAGCAACUUCCUGAGGCAGUGUUAGGGCACCGCCCUCCUCAGCAGAUUGGCCCCAUGGGUGGAAUGCAUAACCAGUGGGCUCCCUGGGAGGCUGGGCCUCACAUCCCAGGCUUUGAUGUGUCUGGGGGCUGGGCCCCAACUCCUUCCUUGCCCCCUCUGCCUCCGGCCUUUUGGUCUCCCAGUCUUGGAGCUGCAGGAACCCCAAUGAAACUGGUCCCCUGUGUGUUGUGGGUGUCAAGGGUUGGGUCCCAGCUACAGGAAGAUGACUGCCACAGAGUCCAAGUCAAGACAGCUGGUACCACGUAUGGAGCAGAAACAAGCUGGUGAAGUUGAGGACUGUCAGCAGUCACCUCAGGUGUGGGUUCCCACAUGACACUCCAGAAGCACCAGUAGAGACAGAUCACACUGGAACUGAGACAGACACCAGACCCAUUCAGUAGACCCCAAGAUGCCGCCACAGCUGUAUAGCAGCACAGGGACCCUGGGAAGAAUGAGAGACCAGUAAAGUUGUUUGAAGGUCACUUGCACUUUAGGUCAUUGUAUUUGGAUACAGUGUGGCAACUCCCACCAGAGGUCCCUUCCUCCAAAGUGAGGUAAGAGCCACAAGUCCCAGUGAGGGCACCAAGUGCCAUGUCUGCUCCACAGCACCUCCCUGGGGUGGGGAGGGAGGCCAGGGUGCCACCGCUGCACUCCAGGCGCACACUGCCAGGCACAGCGGAAACGCAUCUGCACACAUAACUGUUCACACAUGUUCUUCUCUGAACCAAACUUCCAUCAGAAAUGGGAGAAUGAUACACUAAUUAGAAAUAAUAAACAACAAGCUGGGUGUGGUGGCGCACACCUGUAAUCCCAGCACUCUGGGGAGCUGAGGUUAAGAGAAUUCCAAGUUUAAGCCCAGCCUGAAUAAUUUAGCAAAUUAGCAAGACCCUGUCUCAAAAUUAAAAAAAAAAAAAAAUCCAGGUGUGGUGGUAUAUGCCUGUACAAUCCCAGCACUCCAGCAGGCUGAAGCAGGAGAUGAAUCACAAGUUUGAGGUCAGGUUAUCUUGGAUCUAGAAUGUCUGCCAAAAGUCUCAUGUGCAGAGGUGGGGCUUUUGGAGGGUGACCUUGUCACGGGGUGCUAUUGUCAUCAGUGGAUUCGCCCACCGAGGUGUUCACAGUUGAGUGUGCUAUUGGGGGUGGCAGAUGAGGAGGGUCACUGGGCUAUGACCAAAAACGGUGUGUUCCUGUCCCUGGCCCCUUCGUGCUCUCUGCUUCCUAGUUGCCAUGGGUGGGCAGCUCUCCUCCCUUAGGCCCAUUCCCCAUGAUGUCCUUCCUUGGAGCCAAGCAACCAUGGACUAACCCUCUGAAACUGUGAGCCAAAUAAACCUCUCCUUUAUGCUG
Molecule: messenger RNA, 5248 nt
Organism: Cavia porcellus (domestic guinea pig)
Lineage: Eukaryota; Metazoa; Chordata; Mammalia; Rodentia; Caviidae
Gene: G6pd
Product: glucose-6-phosphate dehydrogenase
Exons: 13
Coding region: 150-1697 (515 amino acids)
Biological process (GO): glucose metabolic process; pentose-phosphate shunt, oxidative branch
Cellular component (GO): cytosol
Molecular function (GO): glucose-6-phosphate dehydrogenase activity; NADP binding
Source: RefSeq, a predicted model, not a curated record